This is a messenger RNA of Ochlerotatus camptorhynchus, 4695 nucleotides long. Its product is annotated as centrosomal protein of 104 kDa. The record is from RefSeq and is a predicted model, not a curated record. Lineage: Eukaryota; Metazoa; Arthropoda; Insecta; Diptera; Culicidae. Gene Ontology annotation, cellular component: cilium. The coding region runs from base 882 to 3902 and encodes 1006 amino acids. The transcript has 10 exons.
ACUUGACAUCGACAAAUUGUAGGAUCCAGCAGCAAACCACCACCAGCCAGAAAAGACUGUCAUUGAACUGGGCUGCACGAAAAAAAGUUGUGUUAAUUCGGAGAAAAUUAGGGAAAAGUGAUUUUUCACAAUCUUCAAGCAGUUUAGUGUGAUUCUUUUUAGCAUAGAUUUAGGCAAACUAUUUUUACCUAUUAGAUCGGUUGUGUUUAACACGUUUUUUGUUCGCAAACAAUCGACAUACAUUGUGACAAUUAUAUCCUCGCUAAUCACAAAUUAAGGAAAAGUCGUCCGCUUCCAGAUAAUUUGCAUUCGGGGCAAAGAAAACCAGCAAGUCUGAUAACUUUCAAGGAUUUUUCUACCAACACUAACGUCAAUUUGGCCUACAAACGGGAACUGCAAAGCCAUCAAAAUGUGAACCUACUGCAUUAUAUCAUCGAUAGGGAGAAAUUUUCCAUUUCUGUGCCUGGAAAAUUGCCUGUUUCUGAUUCUUGUUGUUCUUAUUCUUCUUCGAUUUGGGACCAGACCAAAGGCUGGCGCUGAUACUGCUGCAUACCUUAUAGGCGCAGCCGGGCUGCUGCUGCUGCUACCGAGAAAGUGUGUAUAUUGGUGUAUACGGCAAACGCGAGGACGAUCAAAGUGUGAUACAAAUCAUAUCGGCAUGAUGCGAAAGAAGAGUUCAUAAAAGAAUAAAUUAUUGCACAAUCAUCAUCGCAGCGAGGUGGGGAAAGGAUUGAAAAGGAUUUAUUUUUUGGCACGGUAUGAACUUCGGUUCCGCCGGAGAUUAUCGUAAGUUAUAUAACGAAUAUUAAAAUUUCAACAACGGCACUCGGCAUCUAAUCAACGGGAACAGUAAUUAUUAAUCAGCGAAGAGAACACCCGAUAUGGCUAAGAAGAUUCCUUUCAAGGUGGUGUUUGCCUCAGACGAGGACUCGGACUGCCCAGCCAGCGAGUUGAACAGCCACAGUCCAACUGUGCAUGGAUGGCGUUCGAACCCGAGCAGUCCGGUAUCGCCAAAGGAGAUUGUCCUGCGGUUCUUCAAUCCGGCCCGGAUCGUCCGGAUACAAGUGUUGGCCCAUCAGUACUUCAUACCGGAACGCAUCGAGCUGUGGCUGCACUACUCGAGCAAGAGCGCACCCAGUACCCCGUCCAGCCAGAGCUUCGAAUACAUGGGCUUUGUGGCCCUGUCGGACAACUCCAGUACCAACUUCGCGUCCCGGGAGCUGCAAAGCGUGACCGUAACGCCGAAAGUGGGCUCGCACCUGAAGCUCCGCCUUGGUCCGCCGUAUUCAAACAAAUUCAACUCGGACAACCAGGUGGCGUUGCUCGCGAUCAACAUCCUCGGCGAAGAGCUGACCGCCGAAGAGCUUUCGUCGAUAAAUUCCAACGCGGCACUGCUGAACGUUCCUCCGGCCAACAUCGAAGCGUUGAACAGUUCACUGGCAUCGGUGUGCGAUGAUCUGUCCUAUUCCAUGUACGUGGAGGAGGGCAUCUGCGAUGUGGUUCGCAAGAUGGAGCUGCUGAAACUUCAGGCAGUUCAAGAUGAACGCUUCGAAUACGCACGAAAACUGAAGCUUUGUAUGACUGCGCUGCGAACGGCUGGUGAACGCCUUGGGCGGUAUGCCCUAGCCAAACGCCAGGCCGUUCAGCAGGAAGACUUCAGCACGGCUCGUCUGCGCAAGGAGCAGAUCGAAAUGUACCGGAAAGCCGUAUUCGAUCAACUCCGGGUAGAUACCCUACUCAAGAGUGAUAAGAGCAUUACCAGUAACGACAGCUGUUCCGAGCUGUAUGCAUCUAAACCGACGUUGCCUUCACCGCCUAGCCUGCAGGACGUAGCAAGUGCUUUAUCGGAAACCUGUCUGCCCAGUGUGGCCGAAGCUGUCACUAAACAGCAAAUCCUACUACACGAUACGACUGACUCUACCACCAAUACCACCAAUUCAACGACUUCAGGUUCCAGUGCGGUGGGAGCCAUAGGAAAACCACAGGAAGCCACUCCCAGCAAACACUCACACACUCUAUGCAGGCCGGAAGAUAUUCCUAACUCUCCACUACUAAGUCACAAGGGCCGUAGCCCAAUGCGUUCGCCGACGAAUACGGGUUCACUCCGUCGACGGAACAAGAGCGCUCCGCGAAACAGCUACGAAGACUACGAUGAACGAGCCAUCUCAACACUAAGUUCCCAUACGAACGACUUUCUCCGAGAGUGCCAGGGGACGGCAUUAAUGGAGAAUGAUUCCGGGAAGGUUCGUUCCAAGCUGAAUGAUCGAGAGCGACGGCAAGCUGCGCUGCCGAUACUGAUAUUCGGGAUGGAGCUGGUCGAGUUGAUCUACUCUCGCCAGUAUAGCGAUCGCGAGGAAGGUUUGGUAAGGUUAAGGAGCAUUAUGAAACGGGAAGGUGAAGAGGACCAGUCGGCUGGACCGAGCAAGAUCUGUCGAAGUGCUACGCUGCUACUACAUCGUGGAGUUCGCGAUGCCGUGUUUUCGGUGUUUAGUCAAGCGACGGAAACAGUGAGAUCACUGUUUAUGGAAUUCGUGCCGAAUCGGGUAACACCGAGCGAAGUAUCCCGUUCGGUUGAUCGACUUUUACCGGAGUUGCUUUCCAAAAGCGGUGAUCCAUCGGCUAGGGUUCAUACGCUGGCUCAGCACACGAUCCUAAGCAUUGCAGCGUGUCCGGAGGUGCGUGAACAACACUUGAUCGCUCCGGCGCUGUCCAGACCGGUUGGGAACGGAACUCAUCCACGGUUGGCGCUGAGCCGCAUGCAGAUGCUGGAGCAGUUGGUCCUGAGUCAAGGCAUAUCCAGUGACAAGCAGAGUGGAUUGGCGUGUCGAACACUGUCUGAAGCAGGUUGCUCUGGGAUUCAUCAUCCGGCGGAAUCGGUUCGGAAGGUCGCUGAAAGGGUCCUAUUACUGGUUUACAAGGUUAAUCCUAGAUUGGUAAGAAAACAGCUGCCGCCGGAUGAUGACAUUACGCGAAGGAAUCUGCUUUACCGACAGUUGUUUACCGAGUUUGAUAAGAUCGAUCUGCAGCGUAAGAAGGAGAUGUUGGAAAACAAGCAUUUCAGUGGACCGAGUGCGUUUGGCGGUUUAUGUUCUCCACCGAUGUCGAAUAGUUCAAAGAAUUCGCCACCGGUCGAGAUUCGAAGUCGAGGCCUGCGGUACGACAGUGCUGGAAGCGCCGGUCGAACGAUCGUCAGUUUUUCCGACGGCACGAACCCUAGUUGGCAGUCAAGUUUCAAUUCACUGAAAUUGCAGGAUUCCCACUCGAGUCCGGUGAGACGACCAGAUUCGGCAGGAAUCAUCAAAAGCAAGAGCGGCCAUGCGAUCGGUCAUCACCAUUGGGCCAAUGAGGACAAGUGCGAAAGUUCCUACUAUGACAAGCGGAAUUGCAAUGGAAAGGACCAAAAGUUGAGUCAACCGAAGACGAUGAUCUACGACAGUACGGUUGGAUUCCUGGGAUCGGAAAACGGAGGUGGUUCGCGGAAGAGUUCCAAUUCGGACUCGUUCGAAGGAAUUGACAAUGAGAUUCGCUGUCCAUUCUGCGAUUGGAUCUGCCAUGGGGACCCUGCUCAGCUCGAUAAGCACUACUGGAAGGCGUGUCCCGUGCUGACCAAGUGUCCGCAGUGCAGUCAGAUAUUGGAGGUGGCAGCACUGUCACCGCAUCUAAUAAAUGAAUGUGAGGCUAAAGCAAGUUAUGUUACCUGUGAACGCUGUACGGAGUCGGUUCAUAAAGAUCUCUACGAGUACCAUAUGAUGGAAGAUUUCUGUCGAGAACUAACGAAUGGUGCAGCGCGAUGUCCACUUUGCCACGACGACGUUCUCCUGCCACUGGAUGGAGGCUGGAAGCGCCAUCUGCUGAGUCGAUCCGGCUGUUUGGGAAACUCUCGGCGAAGAGCAAAAGUUUAAAUCGUAUCAAUCUUUUAAAUCAAAACACACUACAGAAAACUCCUAGGCAGCAGUCGCUUUUUAGCCCAAUCUAAUUGUAAACAAUCGGAGGCAGCAGUAAACCGAGGCAAAUGACUACGUAGAGCAGCUUUUAAAUGUCUCUUAGAAAUUUUACGAUUCUCUACAAACUUGUCGUCAGUCAGAUAUAGAUAGAAAUUUUCGGAAAUUAAUCAAGCAACUCAACAGCACCAACAGGAAGGAACUAUAUAGUAGAGACACUCACAUUUUUAACAAGCAGCAAUUACUAUUUGAAGGUUAGCAACUCUUCUCGUGGAAGGACAGUUAUUAGAAAAUUUAAAAAUUUACAUACAUAAAACUUCAGGAGCUAAUCAGUUCGACUAACCGAGACAUAAACCUGCUACCAAUUGUUACUGCAAUACAACAAGAAAGAAUUUAAUCGAGUUUAAAACUUUGCAUCCCCAAGUAACAGCAAAAAACCAUUGAGGAGAAUACAUUGUAGAUUCGAAAAAAAAAAAAUUUAAUGUAGCUGACAUGUUUUGUUGAGUAGAUUUUUUAACGAUAAAGUAUUGACAUACAUUUUCAGAGCAUACAUUAGCAGUUUUCCCUCCUUAAUACUUAAUAAUUGAAAUCAUGCCGCAAGGUAGGCAAAGUUUGAUAUUAACAAAAAAAAAAAAAAAGUCCAAAACCGAUAUGUGAAACCGUAAAAGUAUUUCCCGUCCUCAACCUUGAAUCGAACCGAAGAAUAAUAAAGUAUUGUCAUCUUUUUUGAUUCGAAUGAAAGCGUGUUGGGUUU